Molecule: messenger RNA, 1255 nt
Organism: Ziziphus jujuba (common jujube)
Lineage: Eukaryota; Viridiplantae; Streptophyta; Magnoliopsida; Rosales; Rhamnaceae
Exons: 3
Coding region: 191-682 (163 amino acids)
Source: RefSeq, a predicted model, not a curated record
GUGGGGAUGGGAUGUAAAAUUUCCCGCGGAAACGGGAACGGGAUUUUAAAAACCGAUCCCGUCCCGCCCCGUUGACAUCCUUACACAACAGGUCAAAACUGUUGGCUUCCAAAAUCUGAAAACUCUAUCAUUAGAUUCAUGUCCAAGUUUGAGAUAUUUAUUCACUGCUUCCAUAGCCAAACUCCUCGUGAUGCUAAAAAGUCUCAGAGUUGCUAACUGUAGAUCAAUGGAAGAGGUCGUUGCAAAAACAGAAGAGGAGAUUAAUAAUGUUAAUGCGGAAUCUUAUGUGGUUUCAUUUCCCAAUCUGGUUUCCAUUGAAUUAUAUUUUCUGAAUAAUCUCUGCUGUUUAUGUCAACAACCUUAUGCUUUUGAAUUCCCAUUCCUAGAGACUUUACAGAUAAGAAAAUGUCCUAAGUUGCAGACAUUUAUUACUGCAAAUAAACCGCCAAAGACACCUAACCUUAUGGGUGUACAGCUUGAUGACAAAUACAUGGAGAUUUUGGAACAGGAUCUUAAUGGCACCAUAAGACACUGUUUUGAAGCAAACCAGACAUUUGUGACCGCAAAUAAAACUCCGAAGAUACCUAAGCUUGAGGUUGUAAAUCUUAAUGGCAAAGACAUGGAGAUUUUGGAACAAGACCUUAAUGGCAUCAUACGACGCCAGUUUGAAAAACCAGAAUAAUAAUAAUAAUAAGAAGAAGAAGAAGAAGAAGAAGAAGAAGAUCUAGACAGCACAGAAAACGAAGAAGAAAAUCUAGAGAGCACAGAAGAAAAAGAAGAAGAACAAGAACAAGAACAAGUUGAAGAAGAAACAGAUAUGCAAAUAAAAAAUUCUGUAUAGUAGAAGAAGAAAAACCAGAGAUGCAAAUAAAAAAACUUUGCAUGGUAGUAGAACAUAUGCAGUUGGUAUUCACAAUAUGGCAGUGCUAUACCCUUCUUGUAUAUUCUUGAAUAUAUAGAAAGCCUUUACAGAGAAAUAUUUAUUGUCCAUUAAUUCGCCUGUUUUGUUAACAUUGCACUCAACAAACCAAAAAAUUUCUUCAUGGGGCAGGUGCAAUAUGCAUGCCCUGUGGCUGUAUCAUUUUAUGCCCUUGCAAUGAAGCAUGGGUAUGUUAUUGGUCUAGCCAGUGGUAAGAAGUUGGUUGUUGCACUUUAUUAUCAUUGUACUAAACUGGCGCAACUGUUACAACAUAUAGGUAAAAUAUUAUAAAUUACUUGAUUAUCUACCUUUAGAUAUUAUUUAUUUAUUGUUUUG